Molecule: messenger RNA, 686 nt
Organism: Capsella rubella
Lineage: Eukaryota; Viridiplantae; Streptophyta; Magnoliopsida; Brassicales; Brassicaceae
Product: UPF0540 protein At1g62220
Exons: 1
Coding region: 64-504 (146 amino acids)
Source: RefSeq, a predicted model, not a curated record
CAACACAACUCACCACAAAACACACAAUUCAAUCUAAAAAAGAUAAAUAAACAAAACCAAAAGAUGAAUUCCACAAAGUUUACUGUGUUUCUCGUGAUUGGUGUUUUGUGUGCCAUUGUCACCGCAAGGCAGGUCGAAGAAGUCUCCAAAGAGACCAAACUUGGCACCUCUAACUCAAAAGCUGCUACCAAAGGCAUUGGAGCUGAGCUUUCUGUUAAUGCCACCACUACAAGCUAUAGUGAUGGCUUUAGCUAUGCUAGUGCUAGUAGGAGUCCGAAAGGUCCACGCGCUGAUGCAUAUGGAACUGGCUACACGGCUACCAGCGGAGAUGUCGCUGCUAAGGGUCGCAACGCCAAUGCUUCUUCUACCAGUGGUUCUUCCGCUCAAGGCGGCGCUGCAGCUGUCGCGAACCGCAAAGGUGCUGCUGCAACUGGAAACGGUAACGCAGGUUCGGCCUCCACUGCGAAGGGCAGCACCGGCAGCAAAGGAAAAAAGAAGAAUUGAGCUGUGAGGUGAUUCAUGCUCAUUGCUCAAACCUACCGUAUAUAGAAAUUACAAACUCACGAUCUCUUCGGUGUUCAUAAAUAAAACCAGAGAUUGUCACACCUUUAAUAAUUAUCAUUACUACUCUUUCUAUGUAAUGCCAAUCUUAUAAAUAAAACAAAUGCAAUAAUUACGACCUUAUG